Entrophospora sp. SA101 is the source of this 1326-nucleotide messenger RNA. The record is from the annotation of a GenBank genome assembly. NCBI's taxonomy places the organism in Eukaryota, Fungi, Glomeromycota, Glomeromycetes, Entrophosporales, Entrophosporaceae.
AUGUCCCAAAGUCCAUUACAAUUCGAAAUAGAAAAAUACUCGAGACAAUACUCUUCAAUAUUUGCUAAUAAUAACAUCACCACUACUAUUGGUGAUAAUAAAAAUUCUUUGACAAAUGAACAACAGAAAGCUGGUUGGUUGCAUUUUCAACAAGAAAAUAUUAAUGAAUGUUUAAAUUUUUCUUAUCAGAAUGUGAAUUCUAUAAAAGCGAAGGCUUUAUUAAAAAGUCCAACAAUUGGAAUUAGAUAUAAUCAUUAUUAUACACACUCAAGCACAAACACGAACAAUAACAUUGUAUUAGAAAUACGUAAAUUUCAAAUAAGGUUUAAAAAUAGCCAAGAUUUUGAUUUGUGUUCGAGAAUACUUGGUCGUUAUAUUAGUUGUCAACCAAUACUUGGAAAUGAUUUGGUUCAAUUUUCAAAUAGGAUGAAUAUUAAAAACAAUAAUAAAAGACUUAAAGACGAUACUUCAAUGCCUUCUCCAUUUUCAAACGAUUCACGAAAACUUGGAGAAACUUCACCUCAAGAUUUUAAUAAUAACAAUAAAAACAAUCCACAAUUGCCAAUACAUUAUAAAAGAUAUCCACUACUACAACAACCGUCAGGGCCACAAUGUUUUUUACCUCCAUCAUUUUUACCACAUACAUUAUUUCCAAUACCACCACCAUCGUCAUCAUCACCACAACAUAGAUCAACCCUAGAACCAAGCGAGGUUCACGAAAAUCCUAUAAAAAAUCAUGAAUUGUCAAUAACUAGGAACACAAGAGAAACAGAACAUACCCGUUCGCCAUACGAUUAUCACUAUUCAAAUAUCUCACAAAAAAACUUACCUGUUUCAAAUCUCAAAUUGAUAUCACCAGCUGAAUCAGAUGAUGCAAGUCAUAAAAUGAAACAAGAGCCAAUCACCCCCUCAAAAAUUUUCCGGACACAAUCCACUACUUCAAUUAAUGAACUAGCAAAAGAACAAGAAGAAAAGGGUUAUGAAGAAAAAUAUGAUGGUGAUCUUUUGCUUGGCUUUAAAUCAGGCGUGACAGAACAAGAUAAAACCUUACUUGGAAAUUCAAGGACCAGAACAACAAAUCAAGAUUUUCAAAAGCAGCACGAACAAAUUUCUUCUCAUCAAGAAAAAUUAACAUCAACAAUUCCUCAUCUUCUAUCUCACUCGAGGACAAAUGUUGACAACUCUUUACCGAUUGAUGAUGACCAAUUAAAAGAAUGGAUUGGUGAUAUAUUAAAAGAUCGUGAAUUUCCUCAAUUCGUUGAGUAUAAAUCUAUUUUUCAAUUGGAAAGAUUAUUGAAAGAAAAAUUUAUGGGCUAUGAAAUGUGA